Messenger RNA from Schizophyllum commune H4-8, 429 nucleotides. RefSeq lists its product as uncharacterized. The transcript is spliced from 2 exons. The record is from RefSeq and is a predicted model, not a curated record. The coding region runs from base 1 to 234 and encodes 77 amino acids. NCBI's taxonomy places the organism in Eukaryota, Fungi, Basidiomycota, Agaricomycetes, Agaricales, Schizophyllaceae.
AUGUGCGGCUACACCCUUCAUCUCACCAACAGCACCAACCGAUGUGGCAACUACAACAUCGUACUAGGCCACCCCGCUGAUCCCACCAUCCCGAGAGUCACCAAAGAUGGGUCUCCGCCACAGCCCUACUGCAAUAUGCCUGAGUGCCGUUACCAGCGCGGUCAUUCCAGAUCCCCCUACCACGCCGACCCCAGGUUUUCCUGCGACCAGCUCGGCUGCUCAAUUGGCCCGUAAGCAGUAAAUUCACCUUUUAGAAUACCCUCUACCCUCCCGCCUCAUACUUCACAUUCUACCGCACUCGUUCCCACUGAUUGAUCUCCCCAGCUUCAUCGGCUACCUCAAGACAACGAGCCGCUCCUCGCGCGACUGCGGGCUUCGCCAGUGCGAGACCUGCCGGGGCGGCAGCCAGCAAUGCGCAGGAUAUUCCGC